Messenger RNA from Dichotomopilus funicola, 687 nucleotides. Its product is annotated as glycoside hydrolase. NCBI's taxonomy places the organism in Eukaryota, Fungi, Ascomycota, Sordariomycetes, Sordariales, Chaetomiaceae. Bases 1 to 687 code for a protein of 228 amino acids. The transcript is spliced from 3 exons. The record is from RefSeq and is a predicted model, not a curated record.
AUGCAUCUCGUCACCGGCCUACUGCUUGCGGCUUCGGCUGCCCAGGCACACUACACCUUCCCACGCGUAGUCGUCAACGGCGAAUCCGAGGCCGCCGAUUGGUCCUCCACGCGCAAGACCAAAAACGCAGACACCAAGCAGGGCGUCGUGGACCCGACCAGCGCGGAUAUCCGCUGCUACACGGACCAGACCGCCGCCGAGGUGGUUACCGUGCCCGCCGGCGCUGCUAUCCACUACGUCUCGACGCAGCAGGUCAACCACCCGGGACCGACGCAGUACUAUCUUGCCAAGGUGCCUGAGGGGUCCUCGGCUAAGGACUUUGAUGGAUCGGGGGAUGUGUGGUUCAAGAUUGGCACGACGGCGCCCACUAUGGAUGGCACACAGAUGGUCUGGCCUGGUCAGAACACCUACGAAACCGUCGACGUAACCAUCCCCGCCGACACGCCCGACGGCGAGUACCUCCUCCGCGUCGAGCAAAUCGCCCUGCACCUAGCCCAGACCCAAGGCGGUGCCCAAUUCUACCUUGCCUGUUCCCAGAUCCAGGUCACCGGUGGCGGCUUCGGUACGCCGGCACCCUUGGUCGCUCUGCCGGGCGCAUACUCGGCGAGUGACCCGGGCAUCUUGGUGGAUCUGAAUGCUAUUUCGCCGGAUGAGUACCAGCCGCCGGGACCUGCGGUGUGGAGCUAA